Oikopleura dioica is the source of this 1995-nucleotide messenger RNA. Lineage: Eukaryota; Metazoa; Chordata; Appendicularia; Copelata; Oikopleuridae. The record is from the annotation of a GenBank genome assembly.
AUGAAACUUUUCGGAACAGCUCUUCUCGCGUCUGCGGUUGUCGCUGAGUACGAUUACUACGAGGGAGAAAGAGGAAAGAAAAAGGGAGGCAAGGGCAAGAAGCCAGCGAAAAGAGAUGCGUGCGGUUGUGAUUUGAAUCCGAGAAAUGCACCUGAUGCAGUUCCGACUUGUGUUGACGACAGUAGCAAAAGAAAGGUUAUUGAUUGGACUUGUGCUGCUACAGGUCUCGUUGAGCGAACGGAAACAAAAUGCAAGCGCCUGAGAAAAAGGACCUUGCUGAACCUUGUGGAGAUCUCGGCUGCCGUUGCGCUUCUGAACUCGCUGCUUUUUCUGCGACUGUGUCUGUUCUUCUGCGAUGACGAUGGUGAUGGCGUUUUCGAUCAAGGAGAAGCAAACCAAAUCAACCGGGUAAAAUGCAAAAAUGGCGAGCUCCGAAGAAACAAGUUCACGCUCACCUGCGGCGGCGGCGGCGGCGGUGGUGGCGCUGGAGGUGGUGCUAUCACUCAAAAUGCUGAUGGUACUGGAGGAACUCCACCAGCGAUCAAAUCAUAUGUCACUGUCGAUGAAAAUAGUUCCCCAACAACGAUUGGUGUCAACGCGAAAGCAAUUGAUGCUGAUCUUUCUGCUGAUGGUGGUUUCAUUGCCGCGGGUUUAUCGGUCGCCAACGAGUCCUCAACUGUCCGACAAUUCUUCGUCACCAAGAUCAAGACCUGCUCCGACAAGACCCAAUACACCAAUCCUCUGGGAACCAUUCUUACUGGCGCGGGAGCAGACUGCGCUCAGAACUUUGACUGGAGCUUCUUAAAAACCGGAAACGCUUGCAACGCUGUAACCGUAAAAGAAUCGCUUGACGGAACAUACGUUCUCGCAGCUGGUCUUCAUCAGUCCACCGGCGUCGCAGGUACUUACAAUGGAUACGUAGUCAAGCUCGAUGCUUCGACUGGAUCGAUGAUCUGGGAAUUCGAUUACACGACGGAUGUGGGAGCGCGCUCUGGAUUCGAAACGCUUCAUUUGACCUCGGAUGGCGGAUUUGUUGUCGGAGGAUUCAUCAAUCGAGGAAAUUCCGAGUACCCAACCUUCAAGUCUGGUGGUCAAGUCGACGAUGGAACUCCUGUUUUGAUGAAAUUCUCCAACACCAUCGCCAGCAGCUCCUCAGUCAGCUCGCCCGAGCCCGACUGGAAAUACGUCUGCGAUGGAUCGAACAAAUCUUGCAAUCUCAACGAUGGUUCGAUGAAAAACAUGCGCGUUUACACCGAUAACGCGGGUGAGAAUAUCGUUGCCUUGCCAACUUCGAGGAGCAUUCUCUGCGUCGUUAGUGCUGCAACUGGCGUGGAAAUUGCCUAUUCCGGGGACGCAAAGACCAACGGUUUCGUCGGCGAUGGCACUGCAAACGACAUUGAAGUCGUCAUCGACGGCGACGGCGAAGUAGAAGGCUACGUCGUCACCGGUCUAAGAGACAAGAAAAUCAGCAGCGAUGGUGGAAUCACAUGCUCUGGUGAUGGAUGCAAAGUCAUCGAUGGUUUCAUCGCCAAGUACAAACCUGAUCUGUCCGGGAAGAUUUGGGACACGCUUCUUCCCACUUCUACCUGGCCCGGUGGAAUCAAUCAAUUUGCCGGCACACAGGCUACUUUUGAAAGUUUGGUCUACACGGAGUGCUGGGGAAUGGACAAAGUCAAGGAUACGAGUGGCAAUCAUGUCGGCUUCGUAGCUGCUUGUGGAACUGGUAUUGAACCUGGCUGUGGAAUCCACCCUGGGGCGAUCGGAACUGCUUGCACAACGGAUCCCCGAACCGCCUGGCGAGGCGCAAUCGUAAGAUUUGAUCUGAACGGAAAUCUUGUUUGGUACAGAAUGGACUCCUUCAACGCCGGAUCGGGAACCUCCGGCGAGUCCGCUUCGGAAUACAUCUUCCAAGACGCCAAUGGCAACAUCGUCUCCCUGACCGAUGAGGGAUUCGGCGGCUUUGGAUUUGAAACUCUCGAGCUAGAGAGCUUUUAG